GACCAUUUAAAUCUCCACUGGACUUCUGAAUGUUCCCCAGUGUCUCACACCACCUAAAUCCAACAGCACAGAGAGAAGAACCUGGAAGACUUGUGUCUACAUCUGGUUUAACUGGAUCUGAAAUUUGGAAAACAACAUUUGACUUGAGGAGAUCAGGGUUAUCAUUUCAACCAGGGAGGAAUCAGAGGAAUCAACUCAAUGAUUAUAGACGACAGGAAAGAAAACAAAGAGGAGCAGCAGCUGCCAGUUAAAGACACAAGUGUCAAGCUGGCAGGCCAGGACAAAGAUCCAGAGGUCCAGCAUGGGGUCAAGCCCCAGGAGAAAGAGUUAAAUGGUGACGACCCCUUAAACUCCCCAACCAAUGACAAAAUGGUGCGAGCCGAGCUGGACUGGACGGUUCCCAUGUGUGUGCACCUACCCAUUGAAGUUCUCAACCCUGACCAGGCGUUUCCCUUCCUGAACACCACACUCGCUGACCUGGGCAUCGAAGAAUCAGCGGUGAAGGAGCGUGUGGUGUGGGUGGACACUAAGCGCACCCGGGUGAAGGGGAAGUCUGGGAAGCUGAAGGAGAAGGAGGUGACCGUUCUGGAGGUGCGCGUGAAAGCGCAGCACCCUGGAGAGCGUCAGUGUCAGGAGGUUCUCUACAGCACUGAGUCCAACACCGACCGCUCCUUCUGCAGAAGCGGGGUGGACAUCAUCCCGUGGAGACACACACAGCCAGCUGAAAAUGAACUACAGCCGGUGGCAAUGACUCUGGCUUUGGACACAGUGUCAGAGUCCAAGACCAAAUGGCUGAAGACAGAAGAAAAACGAGACUUGCCAAGCGAGGAGUGAAUGGUAGACGUUUGACAGCUAGGCUAAAGCAAUCUAACACCUCAGAUGACACAGAAGCCACUUUCAGGUUUUGGGCGUUUUAAACUGGUCCCCAACAGUCCAAAUUAUAUGUGCUAUGCUGCAAUUGAAGGAUAAAUUUUACUUAUUUUAUCAACACAAGUUUUGUGGGUAAUGUUCUGCAAAAAGGGGUUUCAAAAUGCUGUUUUUUGUAUUUUAGAUUAUUCAUAAAUUUCAUCAGGGACAGCUUUACCAACGCAAAAUGUGUAUCUAUAUGAAAUAAAUCUUUAUUACUUUAACGUUCAAUAGUUGGGGGUCAGUUACUUUAUAAUUUUUUUUUUUUUUUUUUACUUUUAUUCAGCAAAGAUUAAUUAAACCAAUCAAAAGUGACCGUAAAGACAUUUGUUACAAAAUAUUUCUAUUUAAAAUAAAUGCUGUUAUUUUGAACUUUCUAUUCAUUUCCAUUUCUAUUCUAUUCAACUUUUUUUUUCUGAAAAAAGCAUCAUGAUUUCCAAAGAAAAGAAGAAAUGUUUUGACCACCAAAUGAAUUCUAAAAGAUCAUGUGACACUGAAGACUGGAGUAAUGACGCUGAAAAUUUGUUUUCAGUACAUUUUAAAAUUUAAUAAAAUAGGAAACCUUAUUUUCAAUUGUAAUAUUUAACAAUAUUACUGUUUUUGCUGUAUUUUUGAUUAAAUAAAUGUAUUUAAAACCUUCAAAAAUAUUAACGGUAGUUAAUUUUUCAUGGUUUAAUUUGCUGAUGCAUAAAAGGAUGCAUUACUGAUGCAAUGAGGAGUUAAAUAAUAAACCCAUUCUGCAACAAAACUC
This is a messenger RNA of Onychostoma macrolepis, 1657 nucleotides long. RefSeq lists its product as uncharacterized. The record is from RefSeq and is a predicted model, not a curated record. NCBI's taxonomy places the organism in Eukaryota, Metazoa, Chordata, Actinopteri, Cypriniformes, Cyprinidae. The transcript has 3 exons. The coding region runs from base 199 to 834 and encodes 211 amino acids.